Molecule: messenger RNA, 3524 nt
Organism: Sorghum bicolor (sorghum)
Lineage: Eukaryota; Viridiplantae; Streptophyta; Magnoliopsida; Poales; Poaceae
Product: chromatin assembly factor 1 subunit FSM
Exons: 13
Coding region: 346-3177 (943 amino acids)
Biological process (GO): nucleosome assembly
Cellular component (GO): nucleus; CAF-1 complex
Source: RefSeq, a predicted model, not a curated record
AUUUUGCGCGCCGCGCCGCGCCCCCCCUUCCCCUUCCUCCUCGCGCGCGCGCCCACCUCCUUUUACAAAUACUCCCUUCCCGGUUCGGCUCCUACUCUCCUCCAAAUCUCCAGUCUUCUCCAGUUCCCACCCCGCGCCCCAAAUCCAGAUCCACCCACCGCCCACCACCCCGCCGCCAACGCGGACGCCGCCUCCUCCGGCUGCACUCGUCGCGCCAUCCUCAGGUGCUUGGACUCCGCGAAUCUGUAGGAUCAGUAGAGUAGACCGGUGUCUGAGCACGGAUUGGAUAGAGGAAUGCGCUGUUUGUUCCUAGAGUAGCAGCUACAAGAUCCGAACCCUCCCGUGAUGGAAAGCGGCGCCAUGGUUCCCGGCGUUGCUCUCCCUGAAGAGGCCCCUGACCGCAACGGCGCCGGGCCACGGGACGAUUUGGGCCAAUCACAGAUGCAGGUCGAUGGUCCCGUUGUUCUCAACCAAUCCGCUGAGCUCGGGUCGGGUGAUUCGAUGGCCGUCGAUGACGCCCCGGUUCAAGCACAAUCAGGCCAGCCGGUGGCGGCAACACAGCAGUCUCCUACGCUGGCGGACACCAUUAUGGAGGUGCAGAAGCAGCUGAAGCGGAAGAGGGCUUCUAAUAGCCCAGUGAUUGCUUCCGCGGAUAAGGACGCUCUCGUUGCUAGAUGCCGGCAGGAGCUCGAGGGCCUCUUCCAGUUUUACAAGGAGGUUUGUGACCGCAAGAUGCAGCUUGACGGCGGGAACCUGUCCGUCAACGGGAUGGUUGGCUGCUUGCUUGAGGAGAGCAGUCUUGGGCUGACCAAGUUGGUGGACGAGAUAUAUGAAAAGUUGAGGGGAUUGGAGGGUGUCUCUGUGGCUUCAGUCCGUAGCUCUGUGCUGCUCGCUGGGCAGAGGAUGAUGUACGGGAAAUCUUCCCCUGACGCUGAUGUGUUAGAAGAUGAAUCAGAGUCGGCUCUUUGGUGCUGGGAGAUAAGAGACCUGAGAUUGUUGCCUGUCAAAGCACGCAGCAUUCUGAGUACACGGAGGUCUGUCAGAAAGAAAAUCCAUGAGAGAAUCACUGCUAUCUAUUCAACUUUGUCGGUUCUUGAAAACUCAGGAGCUUACGUCCAAGUAAAUGAUCUAAAGAAAGCAUCAUUAAAAUUAAACAAAUCCCUGAACCUGGAAGGGAUCAGAUCAAUGGUGGAAAAAGUGACACAAAAGAACACUGAACGGGGUGUGAAAGAUGCUGGCUCAGCUGUUAAGGAAUUGACGCAAGAACCAGAGAAAAAUGACCAAAAUGUUAGAAGACUUGAGGAUACUAGUGUCUCUGAACUGCAAAAUGGAAACUUGCCUGCUAAUGAAAAAGAGAUUCAGAAAGCACAAAAACAGGUGGAGAAGGAAAUAAAGCGCCAGGAGAAAGAAGAAGCUCAGAUGAGAAAACUGCAAAAGAAACAGCAAGAAGAGGCCCUAAGAGAACAGAAGAGACGUGAAAAGGAGGAGGCUGAAGCUAAGAAACAACAAAAGAAGCAGGAGGAGGAAGCACUGAAAGAACAGAAGCGUCGUGAAAAGGAAGAAGCUGAAAUGAAGAAACAACAGAAAAAACAGCAAGAGGAAGCUGAGAAAGAACAGAAGCGCCUUGAGAAGGAAGCUGCACAACUCAAGAAGCAACUAGCCAUUCAAAAGCAAGCUUCUAUGAUGGAACGUUUUUUCAAAAGUAAGAAAGACAGUGGAAAACUUCAAAAGCCUGGAGAGAAUAACUCAGCUGAUGAUCCAUGCAAUGAGAACAAAGAGACAGUACCAGCAACCACAUCAAAAAUUGAUUCUUCAUUGUCUCAACAAGAGAGCUGGGUUUUAGAGGAUCUUCGGAGGUUGCAGGUCACUGGUUGGAAGAAGCUAUCUAGCUACAAUAGGUCCUCCAGAUGGGGUAUAAGAUGCAAGCCCAAGAUGGAGGCAUUUAAAGAGCUGAAGCUUCAGAAAUCCUCAGAUGAUAUGGUUGAUGAAAUACUUUCCACUCCAAAUGAAGAUGGUGGCCACAAUUCAGCUCAGGAGAAUGAACAUGAUAAGCUUGAAAGUGACAUUGACAUGCUACAGGCUAGUGAGGUGCAAUGCCAUGGCACCAGUAACCCUAAACCUCUGCAAACUAGAUUAAUUAGAAAGAAGCUUCUGCAAUUUGACAAAAGUAACAGGCCAGCGUAUUAUGGAUCCUGGAGGAAGAAAAGUGCUGUUAUUGGUCCAAGGUGUCCACUUAAGAUGGAUCCUGAUCUUGACUACGAGGUUGAUAGUGAUGAUGAAUGGGAAGAGGAGGAUCCUGGUGAGAGUCUUUCUGACUGUGAGAAGGAUAAUGAUGAAGUUAUGGAAGAAGAUUCCAAAAUUACAGAUGAAGAGGAUGAAGAUAGCUUUGUUGUGCCUGAUGGCUAUCUCUCAGACAAUGAGGGUAUACAAAUUGAAAGCCUAUUGGAUGAUAAAGAUGAGGAAGCCACUAGUCCACCAACUGGUCAGUGUACAGAAGUUGAAGAGUUCAGGUCUCUACUGCGUCAACAAAGAGUCCUGAACACUUUGACUGAGCAAGCUCUCAGGAAGAGCCAACCUCUUAUUAUAUCCAACCUAAAUCAUGAAAAAGCUGAACUACUGACUGCUGAAGACCUCAAGGGAACAGCAAAGAUUGAACAGCUAUGCUUGCAAGUUCUUUCAAUGCGCAUCUGCCCAGGAGGUGCAGUUGUUGAUGUGCCUCUAACUGACACCUCAUCUGCAACUGUUGAGGAAAUUAACCAGCCCAAUGUGAAGAAUGGCUCUCCUGGGGCUGCAUCUGCUAUACCAGAAACAGACCUGCCAGAAAUUGUCCAGGUGAUACGAUCAUGUCGAGAUGGAAUCCACAAGGUGGUGGAAUUACUGCAGCACAAGUUUCCAAAUGUUCCAAAGACUCAACUGAAUCGUAAAGUGAGGGAGAUAUCUGACUUUAUUGACAAUCAUUGGAAGGUAAAGAAAGAGAUUCUUGACAAGCUAGGAUUGGAUUCGUCACCAGUGAAAUCCAAGAAGAAUAAAAGCAUAUCCACGUACUUCUCGAAGAGAUGUUUACCUCCAGAAGAGGCUGUCAAUGCUCUGGCUGCUUCUCCUGAGUUGCGGUUGAAAUCUAAAACCAAAAGUGGCACUGAAGCUCCUCAGAUCAAUCUGUUCCCCUCAAAGCAGUAGAAUUUUUAACCCAGAUGAGCAGAAAGCUCAGCGGUUCAUGUACAAAGGCUAUGGAAGUGCAACUCAGUUUUGCAUCAUCAUCGAUGGAAGAUGACCUUAGUGCAACUUUGGUUUUUGACAACAUGGAGAUCUGGAUUAUGUUUCCAGUGUUGGACAUGUUGUAACUUUAGCUCGAAAGUAGGUUUAUUCAUGAAGGAUAUUCAGUUCAAUUAUUUGGCCUUGAUGUGAUUAACAUCUGUCCUAUUGUUGACGCAAGGCAUUGUUCUGAAAUUGCCCAUCUGCAACCUGUGGUGUGUUGUGAACAUUAUGCCUCUGGCAAAUAAGCAAUGAGUCUUGUGACUGCUCAA